GUCGCGAACGAGCGCGCACGCGAGCAGACGGAUCAGAGGAGACGCGCGUCACGAAUCCGCAGAGAUGCUGAAGGAGCCGCGAUAAUAAGGGGACAUUUACAAAAACCCGGCGCUGUCUGUGCAUAUGUCAGAGAGAAGGAUAUCUCCCGCCGUCCUCAUGGAUGAACACUCCGCGUAUAUACACCAUCUGACGUCUUCGCUGAUUGUAAAGCGCAUUUUGUGAGAUUUAUAAACCACACCCGGCGCUGUGAGGAACGGGAUUGAGUGGGCACCACACGGCUCCAAUGCCAUUCCCCUGUCGCUGGCGUUAAGGGACGAGUUCGACCACAGACAGGAUGAGCGCAGGGCAGGAGCAGACAGACAUCCUGUCCGCAGGCAUUCUGGUGAAGGAACGAUGGAAAGUACUGAAAAAAAUUGGCGGUGGCGGCUUUGGCGAGAUCUACGAGGCUCUGGACCUGAUGAACUGCAUCAGUGUGGCUCUGAAAGCAGAGUCCUCUCAACAACCCAAACAGGUUCUGAAGAUGGAGGUGGCGGUGUUGAAGAAACUGCAAGGAAAAGGUCACGUUUGUCGGUUUGUUGGAUGUGGCCGCAAUGAUCGCUUUAACUAUGUUGUCAUGGAGCUUCAGGGUCGUAAUUUAGCGGAUCUGAGGAGGAGCAUGAACCGGGGCACUUUCACAGUCAGCGCUACACUAAGACUGGGUCUGCAGAUCCUGGAGGCUAUUGAGAGCAUCCACUCAGUUGGCUUUUUACACCGUGACAUCAAACCGUCCAACUUUGCCAUGGGCCGAUUUCCUAGCACAUGUCGAACUUGCUACAUGUUAGAUUUUGGUUUGGCGCGCCAAUUUACAAACUCAUGCCAAGAAGUCAGACCGCCCCGUCCUGUUGCAGGGUUUAGGGGUACAGUACGAUACGCCUCAGUCAAUGCCCAUAAGAACAAGGAAAUGGGAAGACAUGAUGACUUGUGGUCUUUGUUCUACAUGCUGGUGGAGUUCUUGGUUGGGCAGCUACCCUGGAGGAAGAUAAAAGACAAGGAGCAAGUGGGGAAGUUAAAAGAGGCGUACGAUCAUCGGCUCAUGUUGAAAGACCUGCCUCCAGAAUUCAGUGUUUUUCUGGAGCACAUCAGCAAUUUGGACUACUUUACCAAACCUGACUACCAGCUACUGAGGUCCGUUUUUGUGAAUAGCAUGAGAACUUACAAUGUAGUGGAAAAUGACCUGUAUGAUUGGGAAAGGAUGAGCUCAGAUAGCCCAAUGACAAUCACCACCACGGCAAACACGCCACAGCACCAUACGCGCCUCACACCAGCUCAGAUGGGCAUUGUGAAUGCCUCACUGCUGCCUGGAGAUCUUCUGAAGGAGAACACAGAUGAAGUUCUGCAAGAUGAGCAGCUCAGUGAUGGGGACAAUGCUCAGCCUGAGAACCUGCCUGGAUCUCCAAACCUUCCUCUCAGGAACCAGGAGACUGAUUUCUGGGAGGGCCUGGACCGCAACCGGAACCAAAUCUGUCCUGCUGUCUUGAAGAUGGGAACAGACGAUGAGCAUAGCAACCAAGGCAAUCAAAUCCCCCAUGCAGGGCCUAGCAUUGGUUCACCAGUGCGAGUCCGGUCAGAGGUGGUGACCUCAGAUAGAGACACUCCUCUUCGGAGGAAACUGCGCAACAUCCAUAGCUUUGAGUUGGAGAAGAGACUAACUUUGGAGUCCAAACCCAACACUGAGCGUUUUGUAGAGGCCUGUUCUGGCAAGCAGCCACCUGGUACAACACAGGAAUGGGAUGCUGAUGGUGUUCCUGGCAUGGCCAUGUUGAACAGAAGUCACACAGAGCGUGUUUGGCACUAUGACGAGGAAUUCCGCUCUGGCAGUGGCUCGCCCAAGCCUGCUUCACCGGGCUCUCCUGAGCAGGGCAACGGUGCAGCUAACAGUGGCUUUGUUGCUCUAAACCUGAGCUCAGGUCUACAAGAUGUUGAGUUGCAUGAUUGGGUGAUGGUAGAGAAGGGCUCUGACCUGCCGAACUUCAAAGAGGCAGCAGGAAGUAGCCCAGGUCGUGAGGCUAAACUCACUAGUAGCCCGUCUGAUGAGUGUGAAGAUGAGCCAGAAGUUUUGCAGCCAAUGGAUGAAUCACCAGAUAAAGAAUCCACUCCUAGUCCCGUACAUGGAGAUGCCCACACACCUCACACAGUCCAGGGCCCACAGUCCAGGAUAGAUAGGUUGGAGUUCAGUGUAUUUCCCACUUCUGGUGGACCUCCUGUUACCCCCACCAGCCCUGGCGAGGCACUGGCUGAAGGAGCACUCACACAGCUGCCCACCUCUCCUGCAUCCCAACCUGAGGAGCUUGUGCCAAGGACAUGCAGUCCCCUGCACCAGCGCUCCCCUAGCCCGCUCACCCUCCUGACCACCCUGUCGGACCCCCUCCACCAGCGCGCCCCACCUGGGAUGUGGCGUAGCCAGUCUGCAGACCACCAACACCACCCUUCCUCUCCUAUCUCCUCGUGCCAUGCCUCGCUGCCACUACCUUCUCAGCCCUGUGCUGCCCAUUCGCCAGGACGCAGGAAACUUCCUGCCAUUCCAGUGACUGCUGCAAACACCAAGUUCCCCUCAGUCAUACUAAUCACCCGCGCUCAGCUCCAGCAGCUGACAGCUCAGCGCCCCUCUGUGCUGUCCUCCCAGUCUGCAUCCGACAGUGUUCCACUGCAGAGACGUGAUACUGAAAAUGGCAACAAUGAGAUGCAUCCACAUGACAACACAGCUGACAUCAACUCCCCACAGGAGCAGGUUGCCUUCCAGCCCACCAGCCCCCCUAAUGUUGAGGGGGAUCCUUUGCUAAAUGGGAACCUGAAACCUUCAAGCCCAGUGCCAAACCUGGUGCCGUCUCCACGCACACCUCCCUCUCCGCGUAGCUCAGUUCUGAUGAAUGGCUGUCUAACACCUCCUUCAGACACACAGAGAGAUGGCAACGAGCAGCCUCCAAAGCUAAAAGACCCCAAGAGGGAGUCUCCCAUCAUUGAGCGCUCUAUUGAGCCCAACCAGUACACUCUGGAGGAGGGGAAGGAAGAUGCUCCUUCCAGAAACGGCACUUCUUCUCCAGUCUCUGCUCCCAAACUAGACCCCAGUCGUCGGCACAGCCGUAUCCCAGUGUUAGAACCAUCUAGCCUUCUGGAUCCACCACCUGCAUCUGCUAAAGAGAAGUUGCUGCAGAGGAGGGUUCACCACAUUCCAAUUUCACCCUCCGCUUCCCCGUCGUUAUCCUCUGACAGGCGUGUAAUCGUGGCUGCUAUCCAGCGGGACCAGAUUUCUUCUGUCUCUUCUGAACGCUCUCAAGAUGAAGAAUCACUUCUGGGUUCUCGUUCCGAUCGUCAUGGAGAUGAUGCUCCCUCACUGUCCUCAUCCUCUAGCCCAGUUUUACGGAAGAGCAAGAUACCACGCCCAAUUACCCCCACAACGAGCGGGGAAGCUGUUACUGCACACUUCAUGCCCUGUCCACCAUCAGGAAAACCUCCUAGCCGCUCCACUGUGGAUGGAAGGCUGCGGCGGUACAGGAUUCGUGCCAGCAGCACCAGUGACUCAGAUCUGCUGACCUGUCUGGCCCAGCUAAUGCACACCAGCUCGUCCUGUGGCUCUCCGCACCCCAGCUGCUCCUCCCCUGAGCACAUGAGCGCCAGGCACGUGUUCAUCGGUCCCACCACUGCUCACCACCUCCACCAGCGCAGCUCUAGCGCCUCCCCCCGCAGCUCCUCCUCAUUACAGCGCUCCGUCAGCUCUUCCCCGUCCCGCCACGAGCACCGUGGGGGCUGUCUGGGCCGCAGCCGUUCUCCUCCCAGUUUAUCGGGCUCACCUCCUUUGCGCCGCUCUCAUCCUCACACGCAGGAAGGAUGCUGUGGGAGACAGGCCCACUCUGCCACCGUACACACCCACCGGGGCAAAGCCAGCAUCCGUGAGGUCAGGUGCUCAAACAAGCUGAGCAGAUAGUCAGCCACAGGUUUCAGACACUAGUGGAAGAUAUAAACGAGUGAAAUUGUGAAAGAGUGAAAAUUUCCACAAUAGCUAAAAAAAAUAUGAUUCUCAUUGCUUCGCACAUCUGCAACUCCUUUGCUUUCUCUUCAUCAGUAGCCUCAAUUUUAAGAUGCUGGCUUUUGGGAACACCAAAGUCACUUUUAGAACAUGGGAGGUUAUACAUGACAGGGAUUAGCUGGAUGUGUAGUACUUUAUAGUUUCUUUUCUUUCAAACAUUCCAGAGCUUUUAUGAUAUGAUUGUAUGUAUUCAUGAUCUACAUGAGGUUUGCAUCAGGAUCGGCUGUACUAUAGUAUUUAUUACAUUAUUUAUUUGGGCUUUGAUGCAUUACAGCCCUCUCUGAGCAGUGGCAGGUACACUGAUAGAUCAUGCCAUCAUUAGCCCUUACUGUCAGCACUUAGACAUGGCCUGAAACAUUGUACGCAAGUGUGUGAACUGAAAUGCUUUAAUUGGCAUUAGGGCUGUCAAAAUGGCUGAAAAACUAAAUUCGAAUUUUGUACUUAAAUAUUAUCAAUAUUCAAAUUAUAUUCAAAUUUAAAAUGCAUAAUUUAAGUUAGGGUGGAAAAAAAGCUUUUGACUUCUCUCCUGAGGCCACAAGAGGAUGCAUAGAGCAAAAUACUACCAAUGACUGUUUGUUCCAGGGAUCUCCAACCCUGCUCCUGGAGAGCUACCGUCCUGCAGACUGCAGUUCCAACCCUGCUCCAACACACCUGUCUGUAAUUAUCUAGUAACCCUGAACACCUUGAUUAGCUGGUUCAGG
This is a messenger RNA of Cyprinus carpio (common carp), 4765 nucleotides long. It is a transcript of the gene ttbk2a, whose product is annotated as tau tubulin kinase 2a. NCBI's taxonomy places the organism in Eukaryota, Metazoa, Chordata, Actinopteri, Cypriniformes, Cyprinidae. Gene Ontology annotation, molecular function: protein serine/threonine kinase activity; ATP binding. Gene Ontology annotation, biological process: signal transduction; peptidyl-serine phosphorylation; cilium assembly. The record is from RefSeq and is a predicted model, not a curated record. Gene Ontology annotation, cellular component: ciliary transition zone; nucleus; ciliary basal body.